Molecule: messenger RNA, 3380 nt
Organism: Musa acuminata subsp. malaccensis (wild Malaysian banana)
Lineage: Eukaryota; Viridiplantae; Streptophyta; Magnoliopsida; Zingiberales; Musaceae
Product: YTH domain-containing protein ECT3
Biological process (GO): mRNA destabilization
Cellular component (GO): cytoplasm
Molecular function (GO): mRNA binding
Source: RefSeq, a predicted model, not a curated record
GAGAAGAAGACGCACUGCGAUGGUGCACGAACCGCGCCAGGCGCUGAGGCUUCACGGCCCCGACGAGGUUAACUUCCUCGUCCACCUCUUCUGGCCUGAGCUCCACCAGCGUCGCCGCCGCCAUUGAAAGGUCAUAUGAAGCUGAGAAGUAACUUGCUGCAUUGGUGGCAUCCAGUGCUUCAUCUCCUCUGUCUUUAAGUUGACCGUUUGAUGUGCUUCUUGACUUUUAGCACUUGUCGACGGAGUUUGUCUCCCAUUUCUUGAAAUGAGAUGGUAUAAAAUUCUACUACUAACUUGGAGAGCUUGAUUGUUAGAAGAUGGAUUAUGCUCAUACCCUCUUAGCCAAUGCACUAGAUGAAUAUGCCAGCCUCACGUCUAAAGCAGUCAAAGUGAGGAGGAGUCAGAUGGAUCCUAGGUUGGAAGUUACAGUGGAAAGGAUGCUAGACAAGUUCUUCGCCUGGUUGUUAAAACAUAUCAAAGACUGCCUUCUUCUGAUUAUCUAAGCAUUUGCCAAUAUCUCAUGUUUUUUGACUAAACCCUAAACUGUUGCAACCAUUUUUGAGAAGCUACUAUCAGGGGGGAAGGGUGAUGCACUUCUUGCAUAUCAGAUUGCCUUUGUUCUUAUGGAAAACAAAGAUCAAGCCUUUCUAUUAAAUCUGAUAGGCUUGAAAUCCCAAGCUAUAGAUCAUAUGAACCAUGAUCAGGGAUCUACUGCACCAACUUCAAUGAAAGGGAAUGCACUGCAGACAGUGAAGUUGCUGCGUUUAAGGAUGUUCACAUGACAGAAGAAUCUCAUACUGCCAACGGGACUGCACAAGAUAUCAAUCAAAUUGACGCCACAUAUAAUGAGAGUUUUGCAAAUAUAAAAGGAAUUUUGUCAGGAGAGACAACAAUUCAUUUGACUUCACAAUUUUUAUAUAGUCACAAUAGGUUAGUCCUUUUGAUUCUUAAGAUGAUAAAGCAAUUGAUGGAAAUGUGAGAUACUGUCUGCCAUAGUGCAACAAUAUGCGCCAAUGCAAUAACAUGCUGGAAUAUCUGUUGAUACCUCUUUUUGGAUAAAAUCUGAUAUGAAUACAAUUUAAGGAAUGGCUUAGUAGGGUGACAAACUGGGCUAAGUUCAGUGCUACCACCGGACUAGGAGUCAUCGACAGAGGCCAUCUGCAGCCAGGCAGGCCUUUGAGGGCACCUACCCAUGUGCCCACCUUAAAGUGGUUCUGUUGGCGAUAGCAAUCCUUACUUGGAAGCUGAUGGCCUUUAUGCUCUAGCCAACCAUGGAGAAGGCAUCAACCAAAUGAUUCGUGAAAGCUGUUGGAGACGUUGCUGCUUCUUUUCCCACCAGCAUGUAUAACUCUCAAGCACAACCAGACUAUUAUGGAGGAUAUGAGAACUACACUCAACAAAUUGACACUGAAGUUGCCAAUGUAGUUGGAGACGUGGGUGCUUCUUUUCCCACUAGCAUGUAUAACCCACAGGCACAAACAUACUAUUAUGGAGGCCCUGAAGGUGCUGAUGCAGUUGGAAAUGUGGGUGCUUCAUUUCCCGCCAACAUGUAUAACCCUCAGGCACAACCGUACCAUUAUGGAGGCACAUACUAUAACCCUCAGGCACAACCACACUAUCAUGGAGGCACAUACAAUAACCUUCAUGCGCAACCAUACUAUGACGCUCAGGCACAACCGUACUAUUAUGGAGGCACUGAAGGUGCUGAUGCAGUUGGAAACGUGGGUGCUUCUUUUCCUGCCAACAUGGAUAACUCUCAGGCACAAUCGUUCUAUUAUGGAGGAUAUGGGAAUCCAUCAGGUACGUUUGUAACAUACACUCAACAUGUUGGCAUUGAAGGUACCAAUGCAGUCGGAAAUGUGAGUGGAACUGACACUCAACACGUUGGCAUUGAAGGUGCCAUUGCAGUUGGAAACGUGGGUGCUUCGUAUCCGAUCAGCAUGUAUAACCCUCAGGCACAAAUGUCUGGAUCCGCUGCUGCCUACAGUGAGGAACACCCACUGGUAUUCAAUGCUGGAAAUGGGUAUGGUCAAUAUAUGCCUAAUGGACCCUAUUAUCCCAGUGCAAUGCCCGCUUAUGUUGGUGGAAAUGUUCAGGGAGUGUCCUAUCCCAGCACAGAGAACAACAACACAAUUCGAGAAAGGGGAAAUGCUUCAUUCGGUCGUUCUAAUGGCACUCAUGGGUUUCUUAGGAGGCAAAGCCGACGGCCAUGGACCAACAGAUCAAAUAAUCGAGCGAUCCAACAGCAUUCAGUAGCUGAGAGUGGUGGUGCCAACUGCUCCCUAGGGGUUGAUCGUAAAUUAUACAAUAGCCCGGAGUUUGUUACGGAGUACGAUGAUGGCAAAAUUUUCAUAAUAAAAUCUUACAGUGAGGCCAAUGUUCAUAAGAGCAUCAAAUAUGGUGUUUGGUCCAGCACAUCUGCUGGGAACAAAAAGUUAAAUUCUGCUUAUAUAGAAGCACAAAAGAAAGGACAUUCCUCCCCCAUUUUCUUAUUUUUCUCGGUGAAUGCAAGUGGACGUUUUUGUGGUGUAGCUGAGAUGAUUGGGCCUGUUGAUUUUGAAAAGAGUGUGGAUUAUUGGAACAAGGACAAAUGGACUGGUCAAUUCCCGGUCAAGUGGCAUAUUGUGAAAGAUGUUCCCAGUUUUAGGUUUCGUCAUAUUAUUCUCGAGAACAAUGAUAAUAAGCCUGUAACCAACAGCAGGGACACCCAGGAGGUGAAGUUGGAGCAGGGUUUGGAGAUGCUAAGCAUUUUCAAGACGCACGAGUACAAGGAAUCAAUCCUUGAUGCUUUUGAGUUCUACGACAAGCGGGAGGCUGCCUUAAGGCGAAGGAAGGCUCGCCAGCAGGAGACGCGGACCACCACCCGAAACAGGAUCUCGAAGCGCUUUGUUCAGGUUGUCAAGUUCAAAGGAGAAACAAGUAAUGUAGGCAUAUCAACAGAUAAAACUAGCAGCAGCAACGGCGUUGGUUCAUCACCAACUCCUAAAGAUGUCUGAAAGCCAGCCAUGGUAUCUGCGAUAAAAAGUAGCUAGCAAUGUCUUCCAGUAGUGUAGCAUCUUCCUCCAUAUUACUCACUAGAUCUGGAAUCUGUGACGAGGAUGAAGAUGAACAAGAGUCUUUUUGUUCCAAUUUUCCUGCCUCACCUCUUCAUGUGGUAUAUUGAUCAAACACGUUAUCAAUUAAGUGCUCUGUUAUCUUUGUUCACCAACAUCCAUCUUUUAUUUGUUUUGUUUUCCCUUUGCUCGAUGAAAUUGCAUCACAUCAUCUUUCAGAUCCAUCAACCUGGAUGCCUGUCUUUGAUGAUUUACUUCAGAUGCUUGCGGAGGGCGUACUUUUGAGUGUGCUGCUGAGUUAUUAUUGAGUAGUAAAAAGUGUGACAG